AUGAGCAGCAAAACCAAAUCGCGAUGGGCCAACGAUGAAGAAGACGAAGCUUUAGAAGUUCAGCGUAAGAAAGAAAAGGAAGAAAAGAAACGACUGAAAGCAGAAAAGCAGCGCAAGGCUGAAGAAGCAGCAGCGGCGCAAAUCGCAGCACAGCAAUCGCAAGCUGCAAACACCGAACAUGAACUCUCCUCACGACCAGCGAAACGACGGAAACUCACACCUCCGCCUCCAGAAUCUGCAGUGGAAUUACCACCUGCGAAACUCCUGCGAUUUCCAGCGCCAGCGUGGAAGAAAUGCCGGUCUGUGGAGGAUUACGAGAAGCUGAAUGAUAUAGAAGAGGGUGCUUAUGGCUGGGUUUCGCGGGCGAGGGAUACGACUACGGGGAAGAUUGUUGCGUUGAAGAGAUUGAAGAUGGACAAUGUGCAUGAUGGGGUUCCAGUUACUGGGUUGAGGGAAGUACAGACGCUGAUGGAUUGUGAUCAUCCUAAUAUCGUUGGUCUGAGAGAGGUGGUCGUUGGGGAGGAUACAAGUAAGAUUGAGAACAUCUUCCUCGUCCUCGACUUCCUCGAACACGACCUAAAAUCCCUCCUCGAAGACAUGCCCGAACCCUUCCUAACUUCCGAAACCAAAACGCUCCUCCACCAACUAACUUCCGGCGUCCUCUACUUGCACACAAACUGGAUAAUGCACCGCGAUCUCAAAACCUCCAACCUCCUCCUCAACAACCGGGGCGUUCUAAAAAUCGCGGACUUCGGAAUGGCACGCUACUACAGCGACCCACCCCCCAAACUCACCCAACUAGUAGUAACCCUCUGGUACCGCGCCCCAGAACUAUUGCUAGGCGCCGAACGGUACGGGACAGCCGUCGAUAUGUGGAGUAUAGGCUGUAUAUUCGGCGAACUACUCACGCGCGAACCGCUCUUGCAGGGCAAAAACGAAGUCGACGAACUCUCCAAGAUCUUCGAACUCUGCGGUAUCCCCACCGAAACCACAUGGCCCUCCUUCCGCCGCCUCCCUAACGCGCGCUCUUUGCGCCUCCCCCAAAACCCAAUCGCUCAAGGCUCCGUUCUACGCUCUAAAUUCCCCUUCCUGACAAACGCAGGAAGCAAUCUACUCACCUCCCUCCUCUCUCUAAACCCCGCUCAUAGGCCCAGCGCGCAAGAAGUCCUAGAUCAUCCGUUCUUUAAAGAGGAUCCAAGAAUGAAGGACCGCGAGAUGUUCCCUACGUUUCCAUCGAAAGCGGGGCUGGAGAAGAGGAGGAGAAAGGGCACACCGAAUGCUCCUGGGAGGGGGAAGGUGGGUGGUUUUAACGAGGUGGAUUUUAGUGGGAUCUUUGGGGGUGAUAGGGAGGUUGAGGAGAGGGGUGGCGGGUUUGCUUUGAAGUUAAUUUAG
Messenger RNA from Glarea lozoyensis ATCC 20868, 1392 nucleotides. Its product is annotated as Protein kinase-like (PK-like). Gene Ontology annotation, biological process: regulation of mitotic cell cycle; protein phosphorylation. The record is from RefSeq and is a predicted model, not a curated record. Bases 1 to 1392 code for a protein of 463 amino acids. Gene Ontology annotation, molecular function: cyclin-dependent protein serine/threonine kinase activity; ATP binding. Gene Ontology annotation, cellular component: nucleus. The transcript is spliced from 2 exons. Lineage: Eukaryota; Fungi; Ascomycota; Leotiomycetes; Helotiales; Helotiaceae.